CUCUAAAAUCAGUAUUUUUCUACUGCAAUUACUUGGCCAUGUUAAUUAUACCAAUGCCCCAUGGCAACAACAGCAGCAUCUUCUUCAAUUCUUCAACCGGAGCAGCAACAACAAGCAAGUGCAGGAGACAGUACUGUGCCAACAAGCUCUAGCACUUGGCAAUCCUCGGGAUCUAUUGGCCCGUUCUUCGCUGUGAUCACGGUGCUUACGGUUCUGGCGGUGCUAUCUUGCUAUUUGGGUCGCUUGUGGAAUCGAAGGGCACCAACCCCAUUGGAGAGUAUCAAAGGUAGGGGCUGUUUUGGAUGGGUGAAGCGCCGGUGUGGCAGAUUUAUAGCCUGCAGAGAUGUUGAGGUUGGGGGCGUUGGGGCCAAAGUUAUGGUUUGUGAUGAAGAAGAAAGUGAUUGCAAGGUUAAAGAUGGUGAUGUUUCUCAUCACAUAACCUGCCCCAAGUUUGAUUUUGUAGAAUUGGUUACUAAUUAACUACUUUGCCUUUGAAGAAUCUAUAUGUUUUGCUAGCAGCUAGUUUUCAUUCCAGGCAUCAGGCAUGCAUUUGAUAUCCGUUAUAUGUUUGCUAAUUUGCUAUAUAUGUAUUAUAUAAAUAAUUUACAUUGUAACAGUUUAUUUUA
Lotus japonicus is the source of this 626-nucleotide messenger RNA. RefSeq lists its product as uncharacterized. The coding region runs from base 61 to 480 and encodes 139 amino acids. The transcript has a single exon. NCBI's taxonomy places the organism in Eukaryota, Viridiplantae, Streptophyta, Magnoliopsida, Fabales, Fabaceae. The record is from RefSeq and is a predicted model, not a curated record.